UUCUAUACGAUGCCGUCAGCGCAUAUGUCCGAACUGAACAUUGAGCGUGAUCGUAAAUUAUACUAAUUAGUUAUGGCGGUCUUUGCCGUCAAAAAAGUGUUUUCAUCAUACUGUAACAUACUAGUGAGAAUGCUAUUGAGCGAACGCGCGUUCUUCCAGUGAUAUUAUAUUUGUUACAAUAACUAAACACGCGGACCAUCGUUAGAUCGGGUGCAUAAUGCACAUUGCGUGUCUGUGUGCGUCGAGUGUUCACAAAUAGCCAGUGGAAAGGGGUUUGACACAAUGAUCUCUAUUGUGCAGGCUACUAUUUCUUCUGGAUUAUGGUUUAUAUAAGGAUUUUUAAAUUUAUAUUAAAUCAUGGAUCCUAUAUUAGAAAACGAAUCCGCGACCACAGAAUCAUCAAGCAAACAUGGAAAAAAUAAACACAGAAACAAGAAGAAAAAGAGUAAUCAGGAAAUGCAAAAUGAAAAUCAAACUGUUGUUGGAGAGAAGAAAAAAUUUGUAGUUACAACUCUAUCUGGUAGCAAUGAGCAAAAUAUCUCCGAGGGUUAUGCUCAAAGCAACGUUCAUACAAUCCACUUUGGAACACGUGGCGCUGAAUCACAAAGACCACACGUUAGAUCAAUUUUCAAAGAUAGACCACCUGAAACAUCUAGACCGUCAAGUGCAGAGCGAGAUCAAAUAAGUAAAGGUAAGGAAUAUGAGACUUUUCACGGAACGUCGUCCAGUCCAAGGAGCUCCAUAUUCGACAUAUUUCGAAUAAGGAGAAAGAGUGAUUCCAAAAAACAUCAAUCGCUUAUACAAAAUGUGAAGGGUUCUCUAGCCGUACCACAAAAAUCUGCGGAAUCCCCGGUUGAAUCAGCUAGUUCCGAAACAAAAGAUUCCCACAAAAAAUAUUAUUAUACUGUAACGGGGGUAUCAUCUCGAAAAUCUAGCCCGAUUACAAGGGUUAUGGAUAUAUUUAGAAGUAAGCCUCAUCCACAAACAGAACCAAGUACGGCCGACAAUACGAAAAAAAAGAGUUCGAAAUCUGCUCGCCGGUCGUCUAUAGGAACGACUUCACCUACGUAUCACAAGAAUUCUUACGCCUCGUUAGAUCCUGUACAAGCCAAACAGUUGUUUAGAGAAGUUCGAGGCUUACCAAAAUAUGAUCCAUAUCUGUCCAUUGUGCAAAUAUCAAUAGGAGGUAGAGAUAAAACCAGACUGCUAUUGAAUUUUUUUAAAUAUCACAAGUGCUACGAAAUUUUACCCAAAUCAGCGAAAGUUAUAAUAUUCGAUACCCAAUUUCCAGUUAGAAAAACUUUUCCAACUCUUGUAUCUCACGGAAUACGUUCAGCCCCGUUGUGGGACGCUAAUAAAAAAUUAUUAGUGGGCAUGAUAACUGUCACUGACUUUAUUAGAAUUCUAUUACAUCUAGAUAAAGAAAAUUUAUCAAUGGAAGACUUAGAAAAGCACACUCUUCAUAAUUGGAAAAAGAUUCUGAGGCCCACUAGGAAGCCUUUGUGUAGCGUGGGACCAGAUGAAUCCUUGCACGAAGCAAUCAAUAUGCUCAGCAAGAAUAGAGUUCAUCGUUUAUUAAUGAUCGAUCCUGUAUCUGGGGAUGUGUUAUAUAUAUUGUCACACAAAAGAAUUUUACGCUUCCUAUUUGUUUAUCUGAAUGAGUUCCCGGAGCUUACGUUUUUCCACAAAACAUUACUCGAUCUGAAUAUUGGAACGUUUGAUGGGAUCAUAUCCGUCACAGACGAUACCAGCGUUAAAGAAGCUUUUCAGCUUCUUUUAGAUAAUGAUAUAUCUGCCUUACCUAUUCUGGACGAGAACGGCGUACUUUUAAAUGUCUACCCAAAAUAUGAAGUGUUGAAUUUAGUGAGUGAGAAGUUAUACUUGAACUUGUCGUUAACAAUAGGAGAUGUGCGCAACAAAAAGAAAGACUGGGAAGAGAAGCUACAGAAAUGUUCUUCCACCAUAACACUUUACGAGGCCUUAGAAAUAAUUGUUAGAACUGAAAGCCAUCGAUUAUUAUUAGUGAAUAAGGACGAUAAGCUGGCGGGGGUCGUUUCGCUAUCUGAUAUAUUAGUCUACCUUAAUAGGAUAAUACCCGCCGAGAAGAAGGUUUCAUCUCUCCAAGAAAUAUUUAGACCGUUAGAAGUUAAUAAGGUCCCUGAAUCUUUGAAAGAGAGCGAAAACGAAGUGAUAACUAUAAAUGUACCUAUCAUUGCAACAGCGCAGAACGUACCUGAGUUGAACGAAGCCAAUGAUGUAUGUAUUGGUGAUAAUUCUAAUGAAACUAAUAUAAAUAGUGAAAUUGAAACUAAUGAACAGUCCGCUGAAGCUAGUGAUGCUAAGGAUGCAGAGGCGGACGCGGACGUCCAACAAUCUCAGACGGAUGUAGCUGUAGAUAAUGACGAGUCAUAAACUUACCCAAAGAUUAACAUGAAAUCAUCUAGUGUAUUAGUCUCGCUUACUGCUUAUAACUUACGAUAUUGUACAUUAUCGUAAUGUUGUUGCAUCAAUUGCACGUGAAUGCCUUAUUUAUUAUUUAAUCCAUUAAAUUAUAAUGCUGAAACUCAAUAAAAUAUUUUAGUAGU
Molecule: messenger RNA, 2585 nt
Organism: Danaus plexippus (monarch butterfly)
Lineage: Eukaryota; Metazoa; Arthropoda; Insecta; Lepidoptera; Nymphalidae
Product: 5'-AMP-activated protein kinase subunit gamma-2-like
Exons: 2
Coding region: 358-2412 (684 amino acids)
Source: RefSeq, a predicted model, not a curated record